UUCUUUAAGUACUCUUUGGUUUGGUUGUUUAUAAAAAACCGCGGGCGGUGAUGUCGACUUUUAAGUUUAUAUUUUGAUCUAUUACGAACACAAUUAACUAGGUACCGUGAAUUCAGUCUUUUAUUAAUGUUAAUUCAUUACUCUAGUAUAUAUCUAUAAAACUACUUUCAGUUACAUUCAAUACGUCGAAAAUGAUAUCAAACAAAAUGAGAGACCGACAAUCAGAACUGUGUUCAAAAUACAUCAAAAUAUUUUUAGUCGUAUCCUGUUACUGGAUUGUAUCAAUAGCAACAGUUUUUGUAAACAAGAGUUUAUUAAGCGGGCAAUCAGUGCACUUAGAGGCUCCUUUGUUCAUCACAUGGUUCCAGUGCAUAGUGUCAUUCAUUAUAUGCUUCACACUGAGCAGUACAGGAGGAAUUCCUGGUGUCUUUAGUUUCCCUAAAGGUACUCCUUGGUGCAGAGAGGUUGCCAGAAAUGUGGUCCCUCUAUCAAUUAUGUUCACAUUGAUGAUAGCUUUGAACAACCUGUGCCUGAAGUAUGUUGGGGUACCGUUCUACUUUAUAGGAAGAUCCCUGACAACUGUGUUCAACGUAGCACUGAGCUGGGUACUGUUGAGGCAGGCAACUUCAUUGAAAUGUAUGCUGUGUUGUGCUUUCAUCAUAUUUGGAUUCUACCUUGGAGUUGAUCAGGAGAAUUUGUUAGGUUCAUUUUCUCUCCUUGGAACAAUAUAUGGAGUUGCGGGUUCCCUUAUGCUCUCACUUUAUUCCAUUUACACAAAGAAAGUGCUACCAAAUGUAAACCAAGAGGUGUGGCUGCUGUCUUACUACAAUAACGCAUAUUCAAUAAUAAUAUUCCUGCCAUUAAUUAUUAUUAAUGGAGAGCUAAGUGUGUUGUGGAAUUACAAUAAUUUCGAUAGCACAUUCUUUUGGGUGCAGAUGGUUAUCGGUGGAGUGUGCGGAUUCGCUAUUGGAUAUGUGACUUCACUGCAAAUAAAGGUUACAUCACCACUAACCCACAACAUAUCCGGGACAGCGAAAGCGUGCGCCCAAACUGUGAUAGCAACCCAGUGGUACAAUGAGAGUAAGAACACCCUUUGGUGGACGUCCAACAUUAUUGUGCUGGGCAGUAGUGCGCUGUACGCGCGCUUCAAACAACAAGAGAUGGAGGAACAGUCCAGAAAACCCAUACCGGAAGAGCGGAAAAGCUUAGUAUGACCAUUUUCUUGUACAGAGUUACUUAAAUUAUUUAUUUACAAAUAGUGUAUGAUAUUUAUUUAUAUUGUAUGCAUUCAUUUUAUCACAGAU
Messenger RNA from Maniola jurtina (meadow brown), 1304 nucleotides. It is a transcript of the gene nac, whose product is annotated as GDP-fucose transporter 1. Gene Ontology annotation, biological process: GDP-fucose import into Golgi lumen; protein O-linked glycosylation via fucose. NCBI's taxonomy places the organism in Eukaryota, Metazoa, Arthropoda, Insecta, Lepidoptera, Nymphalidae. Gene Ontology annotation, cellular component: Golgi apparatus. The transcript is spliced from 6 exons. Bases 192 to 1214 code for a protein of 340 amino acids. Gene Ontology annotation, molecular function: antiporter activity. The record is from RefSeq and is a predicted model, not a curated record.